AUGGCCAGCUUUAAUCCUGCUGGAUAUAUGCAGCAACCUAAUCUAGCCAUGCCAAGUCUCUUUAACAUUCAUAACCAACGAAGAGUGAUUACAACACCUGCACAGCUAGUUCCGGCGCAGGCAGGUGUUCACCAGUCAAUUAGUCCAACCAAUUAUAUGCCUGCUAGUGUAAUGGCAUUGGCAAAUAAUCCUAGAAUCCCGAUUUCUAUUCCUCCAACAAUGCGUAUGGUGCCAAGCAACGAUACUGAACUUGAUGCACUUUUGAUUAUUAUUUCAAGACAAAUCCCUGGUGGAUUUAUCAUGCGGCUUUUACUAUUUGGUGAAUAUCUAGGGGGCGACAGGAAUGUAUUGGGUAUAUAUCAUCAAAAAACAGAUAUUCAUUAUUGGAAAGUCUUUGCGCAAUUUUUCUUUGCUGAUGAUGUCUAUAUGAAAUACACAUUAUGCAAAGAGCGAACGGAUAAUCCACAGGAAGGAAGAACUUUUGAAUUAAAAUACGCAGUAAUACCAAGAUUCUAUCAUACAUUCUUUGAAUCAGGCGUCACAAGUAUACAGCUAAUAUUAGGUAGUCCCAAAGAGCAAGACAUGGGUAAUGGCUGUCAGUUAGAUUGUCCAAAAGCCUCCAUGGUCGUUCAUUCCGGACACCUGAUAGUUAUGUUCAAUCAACAAACAAAAAUAAGCAGCUUUGAAUUUCGCACAAAAAAUUUCACAGAAUAUAUACCACGAUCUCAUGUUGCGAGACAUAUGCCAAAUGGUGUUGAAUCGUCUGUCGUAUGCGAGUAUGGAAUUCCGCAUAGGACGUUUCGGUGUCUAGACCUUGCAGAAUGUUCCGAUAUAAUGCAAGGAGUCAUGACAGAGUGUGUGCAAAAGCGUAUAGGACCUAUGCAGGCAUUCAGAGAUUUGACCAUGGCAAUGUCACAAUCCUCACAGUUACCAAUGCAAACAACAAAUCAAGCAAUUCUUCCCUACAUAAUUAAAGAUGAGAACUCAAUUAAAAUGGAACAGCACGAUGAACUAAUUGGAGGAACAUCACAAUAUUGGAUCGCCUCAUCAAAAAACAAAUACUCAAUCUCCAAUUUUAGCAGGAACAAUCAGUCAAGUCUUGAUGUGGAAAUUGCAGUUUCGCUUCAAGAGGAGAACAAACAAAGACGAAAUUUUCAUACUCGAGAUAUUUCGAUUUCGAAAAGGAUUCGUGACGAAUCUUCAAAAGGUAAAAUCAUCCUUAAAUCAAAAUCAGCAUUAGCAUUGACAAUCAAUCAUCGUUUCACAAUUUCGCCAUUUUCGUCGUCAUCAUCGUCAUCGUCGUCACUAUCGGAGCGACAAUUAAUUAUUAUACUAGCAUAUUAA
Messenger RNA from Ambispora leptoticha, 1344 nucleotides. The record is from the annotation of a GenBank genome assembly. Lineage: Eukaryota; Fungi; Glomeromycota; Glomeromycetes; Archaeosporales; Ambisporaceae.